CUUCUUCUUCUUCCCCGUCGUCUCAGCAAGCCCCCAUUGGCACGCAUUAUUCCCCGUUGAGAGUGCGCAUGAUGGAGUCCUCCUACCUGGGCAAGCGCAAGCUGAACGCCAAUGGCGCCGAGCGGGAGCCGUCCGGGGCGCCGGCGGGGUUCCAGGCGGUGGUGCUCGGGUACGACGACGACGCCGGCGAGGCGGGCGCGGAGGCGCGGCGGGUGGUGGGCGAGAUGGACUUCUUCAAGACGGAGAAGAGGAAGGAGGAGGCGGCCGAUCGCUCCCACUCCGCCGCCGGCGCGCCGGACGAUCUCAGCAUCAACAAAGACGACCUGACCAUCAACAUGGGCCUGCACGUCGGCAGGAGGAAGAGCGGGAGCGAGGAGUCCAUCGUCGACGAUGGCGUCUCCUCCAACGAGGUAGAUCACAGGGAGACCAAAGCUGAGCUGGCACUGGCCAAAUCCGAGAUUGGGCGCCUGAACGAAGAGAACAAGCAGCUCAAGAACAUGCUCACCCGGGUGACCACCAACUACAACUCCCUCCAGAUGCACGUCCUCACACUGAUGCAGCAUAGGAACAGCCAUAGAGGCCUCGGCGCUCCGGGCCAUGAGCUUAGCGUUGAUCCGGAGAAGGACCAGGACGGGAGCCAGCUGCUCCCGCGGCAGUUCAUCAGCCUCGGCACCGCCGCGUCGCCCGACGAGCCGCCGCUGCGCUCCGCGGGCGCGGACAUACGCGGCUGCGACUGCUCGGCAUCGCCCAGCAACACGGACGCGGCCAUGCCGCCGCCGGUGGACUACUGCGCUGGCAAGGGCAACGCGGCCACGAUCAGCAGCAAGGACGUCAUGCCGCUGCCGACGUUCGAUCACCACCACCACCAUCAUCACCACCGCGGCGGCGCGCACGAGAGGGACCAGAGGGGCAGCAGCCCGGAGGACCCGCCGCCGCACCACGUGCCGCAGGGAUGGCUCCCCAGCAAGGUGCCCAAGUUCCUGCCCGCCAAGGGCCCCGAGCCGGUCCCCGAGGCCGCCACCAUGCGGAAGGCCCGCGUCUCCGUCCGAGCCCGCUCCGAGGCAGCCAUGAUCAGUGACGGUUGCCAAUGGAGGAAGUACGGGCAGAAGAUGGCCAAGGGCAAUCCGUGCCCCCGCGCGUACUACCGGUGCACGAUGGCCGCCGGCUGCCCGGUCCGCAAGCAGGUCCAGAGGUGCGCCGAGGACACGACGGUGGUGAUCACGACGUACGAGGGGAACCACAACCACCCGCUGCCGCCGGCCGCGAUGCCGAUGGCGUCGACCACGGCGGCGGCGGCGUCCAUGCUGCUGUCGGGCUCGAUGCCGAGCGCGGACGGCAGCCUGAUGGCGGGGUCCAACUUCCUGGCGCGCGCCGUGCUGCCGUGCUCGUCCAACGUCGCCACCAUCUCGGCGUCGGCGCCGUUCCCCACGGUGACGCUGGACCUCACGCAGCCGGGCCCGGGCGCGCCGCAGCCGCCGCCGCGCCCGGACCCCGCGCAGCUCCAGGCCGCGCUCGCCGACGCCGCGCGGCCGGUGGCGCUGCCGCAGCUGUUCGGGCAGAAGCUGUACGACCCCUCCAAGCUCUCCGCCGUGCAGGCCGCGGCCAAGGCGGCGCCGGCGGACGCGGGCGACACCGUCAGCGCGGCGGCCGUUAUCGCGUCGGACCCCAACUUCCCCGCGGUGCUCGCCGCCGCGAUCAAGUCGUACAUAGGCGGUAGCAGCAGCGGCGGCGGCGGCGGGAGCAGCGGGACCGUGCCGCCGCCGCCGGCGAGCAGCGGCGGCGACAGCAGUAGAGAUGACAAGAUCGGGGAGCAGGACAGCUGACGCGAUCGACCGUUGUUUGGCUGCCUGCUUGAAGUUUUGUUCCUCGCGUGAGUUUCGUUUAGUCCUAGCUUUCUUAGUUGAGUUUCCUUCGUCUCCUCGCGGCGGGAGACCAAAAUUUUGCUUAGUUUCCUACUCCUUUCGGUCGUUUUUGUGGCAGAAACUGGAGUAACAGUUUUGUGCUUGCUAGAUCGUUUAUUUAGGAGGGAAGAAAAUAUGCUCAAUUUUCAUGCAUACCACCUCGGUGCUCUGUAUAUGGUUGUCAGUCACCAUUGGUGUUUCGGGACGAGGCAGAGUUCAUGCCCGUGUUCAGAAAAACUGCUACU
Messenger RNA from Panicum hallii, 2146 nucleotides. Its product is annotated as probable WRKY transcription factor 31. The coding region runs from base 69 to 1823 and encodes 584 amino acids. Lineage: Eukaryota; Viridiplantae; Streptophyta; Magnoliopsida; Poales; Poaceae. Gene Ontology annotation, biological process: regulation of DNA-templated transcription. The transcript is spliced from 6 exons. Gene Ontology annotation, molecular function: sequence-specific DNA binding; DNA-binding transcription factor activity. The record is from RefSeq and is a predicted model, not a curated record.